Oryzias melastigma (Indian medaka) is the source of this 2118-nucleotide messenger RNA. It is a transcript of the gene gpr176, whose product is annotated as G protein-coupled receptor 176. Gene Ontology annotation, cellular component: plasma membrane. Gene Ontology annotation, molecular function: G protein-coupled receptor activity. The transcript is spliced from 3 exons. The coding region runs from base 501 to 1949 and encodes 482 amino acids. The record is from RefSeq and is a predicted model, not a curated record. Lineage: Eukaryota; Metazoa; Chordata; Actinopteri; Beloniformes; Adrianichthyidae. Gene Ontology annotation, biological process: G protein-coupled receptor signaling pathway.
UGGCUUUUCCUGACCCCCCCCCACAUUCCUCGGCUGACCGCAGAGGUCAUGUGAGCCGGCGCCGCAGCGGACUCACACGCUCCAUCCCGCCGGGCCGGCAGACAGGACCGGCAGAGGCGCUAUCCAUGACGCCACAUUUUUCUGAUGCGCGCUGACGUUCUGCAGCGGCAUGAGAGCUGGACUCAGGAGGACCAGAACCGCCAGACCUGCAGGGUCCACGAGAUCCAGCGCCGUCCAGGAGGACCAAAGGUCAGAGCUGAGGUGAGCCGCGAUGUUGCCAUGGUAACCAUCAAUACAGCAUUCCAGGCUGGAAGAGAGAGAGAGGACAGAACCCUGAAGCUCUACCUCUGGCUAUGGUGUAGCGGGAGACCAGUCCACCCUUGACCCGAGGAUCACAGGUUUGGUUCCCCUCCUUUGCCCGCCGUGUGUCCCUGAGCCAGAUGCCGACACCACAGCGCUCCUGGUGAUUCUGGGACGGCGUCGUACGGGGGGGGGGCUGAAUGCAUCAGAACCAUCUGUGCUGCUCAACCGAGCAAGAACCAUCCAGUAACGCGGUGCUGCUGUGGUGCACCUGCUGCACCAGCGUCUUCAAGUCGGUGACCGGCCGCUUCCUGAAGAACCUGGCGUGCUCCAGCAUCGGCGCUGCCCUGGUCUGCAUCCCCUUUGACGUGGCACUGGGGAGCAGCCCCCCCUGCUGCCCAUGGCUGCAGGGGGGGCUGCUCUGCAAGGCCCUCAAGUUCCUGCACAGACUCUUCUGCUCCGCCUCCGUGCUGAGCUUUGGCGCCAUCGCGUUGGACAGGUAUUACUCGGUCCUCUACCCCCUGGUACGGAAGCUCUCGGACUCCCGGUCUCGGGACCUGGUUGUCUACAUCUGGGUCCACGCCGCCGUGGCCAGCCUCCCCGUGUUCGCUGUGGCCAGCGUGACGGACGUGUUCGCCGCCUCCUCCUGCUCGGACGGCCCCUCCCACUCCCUGGGUCACAUGGUCUACGUGCUGGUCUACAACCUGAGCACUGUGGCUCUGCCGCUGGUGCUGGUGUUGGUUCUGAUGCUGCUGGUCCGCCGGGCCAUCAGCGCCAGCCAGAAGAAGAAGGUGAUUAUCGCCGCGCUGCGGACGCCUCAGAGCAGCAUCUCCAUCCCGUACGUGUCGCAGCGGGAGGCGGAGCUGCACGCCUCCCUGCUGGCGGCCGUGCUGACCUUCUCGGCCUGCAGCGCCCCCUACGGCGCCCUGGUGGUGUAUCGUGCCGUCCUGGCGGACCCCGUCGAGCUGUCACCGUCGCUGUACCUGACGGCGCUCUGGCUCCCCAAGCUGCCACUGCUCACCAGCCCGCUGCUGUUCCUGACCAUCAACCGCUCGGCCCGCCACGGUUGGCUGGGCCUGCUGGUGCGGCUGCAGCGCCGCCUCAGCCGCAGGAACGCCGUCAGCAUGGGAGGGCGGGGCUCACUGGAGGCUGACAGCGGCGGGGAGGAGCCGGCGGGGCUGGAGACCGCUGGCCGGUCGGGGAGCCAGCUCUUGGAGAUGUUCAACAUCGGCCAGCAGCAAAUCUUCAGGCCCGAGGAGGAGGCGGAGCCUAAGCCCCUCCCUCAAGACGCAGGGAGCGGCUCGGGCUCCACGGAGCAGAGGGGGGGCCCGGAGGCAGUCAGCCCCAGACCUGAGGCCAUCACAGAGGAUUCCGUCCCCAGAACCUCCCCGCUGCACAUCUGCACCUCCUCGUCUCAGGUGGCGCCCGCCACGCCCACGGAGCCGGACGACUCCCCCCAGUUUGGCUUCGGACCCUUUGAGCUGCCCCCCCAGUGGCUACCGGAGACCAGGAACAGCAAGAAGAGGCUGCUGCCCCCCCUCGGGAACACACCCGAGGAGCUGAUCCAGAGCAAGGCACCUCGGCCACGCCCCGAGCGGCGCAUCAGCAGGAACAACCGAGUCAACACCAUCCCGGCAGUGGACCCCUGAGGAGGCGGAGCCUAAACCUGCUCUGACAGGACAGGUGAAGCCCCCUGCUGUUGGACCGAGAACAGAAGGUUCUGCAGAACAGACCCGGAAGAUGGUGGAACCGUCAGCGCAGAUGUUUAUUUACAAACUCAUCAGUCCUCCAAACCUGGAAUAAAGGUGUGGAAUUGUG